Molecule: messenger RNA, 705 nt
Organism: Alternaria ethzedia
Lineage: Eukaryota; Fungi; Ascomycota; Dothideomycetes; Pleosporales; Pleosporaceae
Exons: 1
Coding region: 1-705 (234 amino acids)
Source: RefSeq, a predicted model, not a curated record
AUGUCACAAGAUCAAUCACCUCCCGGUCGGCACGAUUCGCUUUCUGCUACGGCUCGCGCCCGCCACAGGCAGCGCAUUCGCCUCUCCAUGUUCCCAAGCUUUUCCGAAUUAGACACUUCCGUACCUCACCCAAGCGCUGUAGCGCCCGAUGUAGCGCAAGCACCAAUAGAUCGGCAUAGCCUGCGCUCGAGGAGAUACUACGGCACUCAAGAGUUGCGGCCAAAUGUGCCAGUAAAUCCUCAGCCCACUGCUGAAGACAUAGCACGCCGAUCACGGAAAUCUGGAGUUCGGUUUGGUACACACGACACACCCAUACGUGAUGCAUCAGGAAGACGCCAAUCUAAGAUCUGGGACAUGGAAGACAUCACUUCCGGCCUCAAUACUGCGUUGACGUCAAGGAGCAACGGCGUUGGCCAGGUUCGUAGGCCACAGAAGCUCCUUCAAGGUAUCGAUAAAUUUGGCCAGGUAUUUACUUACUCACAAUGUGAUGAUCAAGCUAUGAACGCCAACGAGACGCAAAACGGGACCACGGACGAGUCGAAAUUGCCGGACGCGUCACCCACAAAGCCGAGGACAUGGCAUGAUGAAGAACAAGGUUUAGGUGAGAGCUUUGAGAUGGUACAGUAUGAGGACGAAUUGACUGAAGACUUUGAAGAGGUCGACCGAGACAUCCCGACGGACUUCAAUGGCAAGGUGCCACGUUGA